Molecule: messenger RNA, 4549 nt
Organism: Haliotis rubra (blacklip abalone)
Lineage: Eukaryota; Metazoa; Mollusca; Gastropoda; Lepetellida; Haliotidae
Exons: 10
Coding region: 113-1723 (536 amino acids)
Molecular function (GO): protein binding
Source: RefSeq, a predicted model, not a curated record
ACAUGGUAUGGCAAGAAAGAUGGCAUCCAACCUGCCUUGCUUGCUUACAGGGCCAGGUUAAAACUGGCGAGGUCGCUUUUAUUUUGUAUCUCCAGAGUUCCAUGUACACAGAAUGUGGAGAUUAUUCCACGGCAUUCCCAGAGCAAUCCGACAGCAUUUCCAUGGUCCACGAGCAGCAACAGGUAUAUGUAAGGAAGAAGAGCAGUUUGUGGAACAUGAAGUUGAUCGUGUAGACAGCUGCUCCUGGUUUGAGCGCAGCCGGCGAUGUGUCAGUAGCCCGCCUGAGAGUAAUGGGGACAAAGGUGAAGGUCAGGGCUCAGAACGUGAUGAUGACUGGUGGAAAAAUAUCCACCGUGAUUGGUUUCCUUUCUGUGGGCGACACACUGCACUUGAGGCUGUCACAUGGGGUGCAGCUGUCGUGCUUGGCAUCCAGUUAUCCCGUCCUCGAUGGAGUGAUGGGUGUAUUCGCAGCCCCCCGUCCAGUAAAGACCUCCCACCACGGAGGCCGAGUCUGCUGUUCCAGGUGGCGUUUGCCCUCCCCGGGAAGACUACAACUGCACAGUCUGUAAAGCAGACUAGAGCCAGGCAGCGAGACACUACAGAACAGCCUGUGAAGGAGGACGCGGGACUGAGUGAUGUAUUGAAGGACUUUGAGGACAUCUGUAAGAAGUACACUGCCCUGGGGAAGAGUGUGCUUGGGUUGAGGUUUGCCCAGGAGGGAGACAUGUCGGAGGCCAUGAAACACAUGGAGGAGUCGAGCCGUCUCGGUCACCCCAGUGCUCAGUUCAAUCUUGGACUCUGCUUUGAAAUGGGAAAAGGUGUGGAUGUUGAUCUGAAAAAGGCUGCAGAGUACUACAAGAUGGCUGGAGAGGGCGGCCAUGCCAAGGCCCUGUAUAACCUGGCACUGCUGCAUCUGAAGGGUGAGGGAGGGGUGAAGAAGGACACACCCACAGCCAUGUUGCUGCUGGAACAGGCUGCCCAGUCAGGACUGACAGAGGCCCAGACAUACAUGGGUGUUUACUACACAGAGGAGGAACAACAAGAUAUGAAAAAAGCAGUGAAAUUCUUCACCCAGGCCGCAGAACAACACGAUCCUGAAGCCCAGUACUUCCUGGCGAUCUGUUAUGAGCAGGGUUGGGGAGUGGAGGUGAAUGAGUGCAAGGCGGCUCAGCUGUACUCGCUGUCGGCUCAGAGCGGCCACGAUGGAGCCAUGUACAACCUGGCAGUGUUCCAUGAACAUGGUCUUGGAGGGAUACCCAAGGAUCGUAUUUCUGCCCUACAUCUGUACAAGAAAGCAGCUGGCCAGGGCAACGAGAGCGCCAAGUUCAAAUUACAGGAGUGGCAAGCACAAGCUGCUGUGUGGGAGUGGAAAGCUGAAAAUGACGAAUUGGAAACAAGAGAUGCGAAUAACUCCUUGCAACCACCGAAGAUUCUUGUAAGUCCGUCCAAGUCGUCGCCAUCAGUGAUAGAGUAUGUUCGACAGAAUAUCGGUCAGCUGUGUAUAGGUGCGGCAAGACCUGCAUCAGAACCGUUGUUUCCUCCCCAGCAUAUCAUAGUUACCUCCCCUGAAGGAAGAUCUAAGUCGGAGCAGGUGCUGUUCUACCUCCGGCCUGAGGAGCUAAAGGACAACAGCGACGAUGACGACAGCGGAUACGGCAGCCCCCCUGGUCUCACGCCGAACAGCUCUUCCAUCGGACUGCACCGGGAAUGCCACAAUGCCUGAUCUGAAGACAUUGGGAUGUUCUUGAUAACUGUGUAACCAUGUUAGUCUGAAGUCCCUUCUUUCCAGACCAGGUACAGUUAGGAACAUCUGAAUAUAUAUUCUCCUAUUUGUUAGUCCCAAUGAUUACACUGACAAUUGUAUUGUCAGGAUUAUUGAGGUUUCACUAUGUACAGUGUCACUGUUCACUGUAACAGUCCUGACUGGAGAUGCUUCAAGAAUUGAACAGAUUGAAAGGCAUUAGUUUGUCUGAGAAGUAUAUUUCAUUUGCAACUGAGCUAUUUGAUGCACGAUUAUUUUGUCAGACUGAAAUGGAGCAUUAAGGUAAUUUUCGAGCAUAUGAAGUUUGUCUAAAAUUUGCAUCGUAUGAAGGAUUUUGCAGUAUUGAAUUAUGUCCCUAACUGUGUCUUACAUUUCUGUCUGUGAGUAGAUAUUUGUAUUGAGGUUUUAUGUAUCAAUAGUCAAAGAAGGAUAUGUGUAAGUUUUUCAUUAAUGUGUGUGACGAGUGAAACUAGACAUUAGAUUACGAUAUAUUCUUGUGUGUAGUACACACCCCUCAUUCCUGGGUACAGUUAUCACAAUACACAAAUAUCCACUGUGCAAUGUGAAGCCCCAAAAUGACUCAUUUUGCCACAAAUGAUAUCUUGGCUGAAAUUUGUUAAUGUAUACAACUGACCACCCUCUCCACACUUGUGUUUUGGGGGAAAAGUAGUACAAUCCACACAAGAAUAUACAGUUCUGGUUUUCAUUUUGUGACACCAUAACAUCACACCUGAGGCUAAAAAUAACUUUAACUUCUCCAUUGACCCUGGAAAAAUGUGAAGAGCGACCUUACCAGGAUGUUUUCACUGAAAGUAAUUCAUUUUGUGUUAUGAUAAUUGAAGGAGAAUCAAUACAAUUUAUUUUUUAGCCUUAUCAGCUUAACCAGAUCAAUUUUGUUCAUUUCAUCUUUCAGUUUCAGUCAAUGAUGAAACAGUCCAAUUUUCAUCUUAGAAACUUUAUUUUUUAAGUUCAAACAAUUGAAUUGUCUGGCAUGGAUUAAACUACAUACUUACUUACGUAUGCAUUUAUGAAAACAAGAGUUUAAUAAUGUCAUGUUUCCGGCAUUAUGGAACAACGCACAAAAAUUGUCCCGAUUUUGUUUUCCUGUAAACUGUCUCUAUGCUUUGUAAAGAGGAAAUGUGCAUUUGUAAACAUGGCACGAUGUGUAAUAAUGUACAUUUCAUGUGUUUCAGAUAAACAAAUCAAAACGGAUUGUGUUCAAACUAUUUUUAGGAUCAUAAUGUUGUACUUCUGGUCAUGAAUGACUGAAUUCCUUGUAAGUAACUGAUGUCUUCCAAAACUCUUGAUAUUAACAGAUGUGAAAGAUUAUGUUUUUGUUAGCUGAAGCUUGUGAGAAUAGUUUCAGGUGGCAUUCUUUGUGUAGACUUCUGUGUAAACAUACACUUGAUAAUAGUUUUUUCAUUGUCAAACCUGUUGACAAAAAUGGCAUUAUUUUAUAGUCAGUAGUUAUCAUGAUAAUGGUUAUAGUUUUGCUAGAAGAUACGAGGCCAGUGUCUUUAGUGGAUUAUCACAAAUCAUACUCAUUAUGUUGAAAACAAAUGUUUGUUAGACUCUAAUGUUGGGUAAUGUUGUUAUAGAUAAGUAAACAGAGCUUGAGAUUCAUCCAAAUAAUUAUCACUUUUAUGGGUAAGAAACCUCAUUUCUGUUAACGUUUGUUUUUGUAACUAUCAUUUGAUCCGAUUUGUUCUGUAGAGGGAGUUUUCUGUCUUUUGUUGCUACAAAUGUGGGUCCUCUAGCUCUGAUAAGGUGCUGUGGCAGGGUUUACAACCGGUGAGGUGCAGGGCUAGGGAGAUAUUGAACUAUCCCCUAACCAUGCACAGUGUCCACUUUAACUGGAGCAUAUUUUUCUUUCGAGGCUCACAUGUAUAUAUUUUUUUGCAUAUUUCACGUUGUUUUAUAUUUUUGAAGAAGUAAAUUAGCUCCUUGUGUAAUUUUACUUAUAUCUAAAAUUCAAUGAUAGUUCUAUUUUUUCAAUAAACAAAUAGAAAUGUGAACCUAAUUUCGGGAAAAAAUGAUAUAUAUUUGAAAAAAUGUGAUCCAGUCCUAAAACCGUUAUUGACCUGCCCUAUGAGAAGAGACCAGAGUGACGUUUCACAAAGUAAUUUGGCUAUGACUGUUGAAGUCCCAUACUUUAACAUAAACUUAUGACAGUCUUCGCUAGAUCACUUCAUGGAACGGGUCCCAGUGCCUUAGUUGCUUUUCUCAACCAAUCCAGGCCUUGUUCCACAAUGUUACGACUAUUGUAAGUCAUGUCUUUUAUGGGAGUUUGGAUAAAAAUUUAGCGCUUAGAACACUUUGUGGAAUGGGGUCCUGGAAGCAACAGAAAUGAUCUGUGAACCAGUAGGACCUGACCAGUUGUCUCCCCUACAAAGGGAGGUAAGCUGGGCAUGUUAUGAGUACAUAUAGUCCUUUGAAGUAGCAAACAUUCCAUAUUGAUGUAAAGAGAAGUUGGCAUAACAGAUGUUGCAGCAUAUUUCUAACACUUUAUUAUUUUCUCUGCUUAGAUACGCUGGACAUAUACCAGUGAUGUCGUGGUAGUUUAGUAUCCUGAUUUGACUGUACACAUGUCUAUGUCUCAAGCGUGUGCAUUAGACAUUUUUAUAAACUUUUGUUUUCUUACCAAGAAAGUGCUUAUAUAGGACAUAACAGAAGCUCUGUCACUUAUCAUAUAUCCAUUGUCAUGCUUUUCACUGACCCAUUUUCUGUGCAUCAUCUUUGUUGAGUUUUGUAUAUAUAGAUGUUGAUAAUAAAAUGUGAAGAACGUAA